AUUAUUUUUUGUCAUUUUAUUUUAAAUUUUUUUUUGCUUUGCAAUUAUAUAUUCUUGAUUUUCUUAUCAAAAUGACUGCGGCCACAACGGAUUACAAAAAACUGGUAGAAGAAUUGAUAGGUAGUAAAAUGCCAGGUGCUGCCAUAGUUAGCAAGGAAGGACAAACUCAAGCUUGUAAAAAUAUCACUAUCAGCAAGGAAGAGGCUAAAGUCUUAGUUGACGGCUUCGAUAAAUCUGAAAAGAUUGCUGCCAAUGGACUCAUGAUCAAUGGUAAAAAGCAUCAGUUUCUCAGUAAAACGGCCAAUUAUAUCAAAACGAAAGCUGACAAGGGUGGUAGUGUGACCUCUAGAACAGCCAAAAACAUAAUUGUAGGCAUGUACGACGAUAAAUUGAGCUUGGAAGAUUGCACUAAAGCCAUGGAGUUGGUAGCGGCAAAGUUGAAAAAAUCUGGACUGUGAAUUCUAUCAAUCCAAAUUAAUCAAUAGGCAUCAUUGCGAAAUUCAAAUUUUUAUUUUUUAAUGAUUUUUUAAAAUUUUUAUGCAAUUUUUUUAUCUAUUCUUUAAAAUAAUCUAAACUACGUAAAUUGUUUUCCUUCACUAAUAUAUC
This is a messenger RNA of Gordionus sp. m RMFG-2023, 606 nucleotides long. RefSeq lists its product as uncharacterized. The record is from RefSeq and is a predicted model, not a curated record. Lineage: Eukaryota; Metazoa; Nematomorpha; Gordioida; Chordodea; Parachordodidae. Bases 72 to 458 code for a protein of 128 amino acids. Gene Ontology annotation, molecular function: actin monomer binding. Gene Ontology annotation, cellular component: cell cortex. The transcript is spliced from 2 exons.